AUGUCAAGUGAUGACGAAGCUGAGGAAGGCCGUUACAUUGUAGAAUCGAUCAUCGCUCAUGACACAUUCGACAAUUUGGUAAAACGAGCUGCUCGUGGUGAACUUGUUUUUGCUCCGGAUACUCUUGGAGAGAAAACGCAUUCAAAAUAUGGUUUCUUGGUAGGUUAUUAAGUACAUCAAAAAUGGUAUUCACAAUCAGUCGAAAAAUUUGCAGGUUCAUUGGAAAGGAUACAAUAUAUUCGAGAGAACGUGGGAGCCCGAAUCGAAUCUUUUGAAAAACGAUCAACUUAAAAAGUAUAAAGAUAAUAUUGGAAUGACACAUACAGAAGGAGUUGACGUGAAAUAUCACAAAUCUUACGACCUGGAGAUUGUGUUGAAAGUUGAUAUUAACAACGUAGAUCUAACUGCCAAAAACAAAGCAAAAUCCGACGAGUUGAAAGAAAAGGAGAAAAACAUCGCUGAUAGGAGAACCCCUGUUAUUGAAAUCAUCGACUCAGUUCCCGAUUUGGAAAGCACUUUUGAAAAGGAAAAGAAGAAAUCUGGAAAGUUAGAUAGGCUGGAAUUGUCAGAGGAUUCCGAUGAUAGUCAAGUUCCACCGGAAAAUUCAAAGAAAAAUCAGAGACGUAUACUCGGAUCAUCUUCUGAUUCUGAUGGCUCUUCUGGAUCUUCGCCACGCGAGUCAAUCUAUGCGAUCGAUAAAGAGCUUGAAGAUAAUCAAAAACAACAGUUGGAAUUGGAAUUAGCUUAUAAAAAAUUACAAGAAGAGGACAAUGAAAUUGUUUUGUCAAGCGAUGACGAAGAAGAAAUUGAUGUUGUGUCUUGUUGCAGCGCCGAAGAACGAGCUCCUAGGCAGCCGAUUCGUGGAAUCUCUGGAUUUACACAAUAUUCGGCUAGUUUGAGAUUGUCUAAAGGCAGAAGAGCUAAGUCUCUUGAAAUGCUGAAUGAACGAUUCACUAAAAAUACUGAACUCGAGAUUAUGAAUCGCACUCAUUUUAUGAUCGAUGAUUGUUGCGGGUAAAUAAUUAUUUACACUUUAAAUAUCAGUAAAAUGAUCUUCGUAAAAGAUCCAAUUUUUCUAGUGAAACAAGGAAAUUUUUUGGGGUUUCCACGAAAAUUCACAAUUUAUUCAAUUUUUCAAAAAAAAAUUUGUCCACCGAUUUCUUUGUUUGAAUAUUUUAAAAUUUCAGGGAAAAUGAGCCGCGAGCAAAACGAAAAAUCGUCGACGAGUUGGAUCAAUCUUAUGAAAAAAAGUUGAUCAAGGAUAACAAGGAGGCUGUCAGAAAGUUUUUGCGGAAUGUUAUUUCAAACCUGAAUGACACGUUUUUAAAAAAUAUCGACUACCUCGUGAAACGAUACACCAAAGACCAUUUCGAAGAAGCAUGCGGUGUUCUCCAACAAAUUGUAGAGCAUGAUUCUCACUUGGCAUUCACCAUUAUUCAGGCACUUAUUUUAUGUUGUAAAAGGGUUUCCACAUUCAAGGCUCGGAAAUUUUGGUUGCACAGAGUGAACAAGUUGGGAAAGUAUGUUCGAAUUUUUAAUUGGAAGUAAACAAACACUGAUUUUCUAGGUCGAGACACUUGGAAUUCAUGCAAUCCGAUCUUGACUAUAUUCCUGGAAUUGGAACUUUGCCGGAAAGUUGCUCAGAUGACCAUUCGAAGUGUACAUGGCUUGGAACAUUUUUGGCUAUUCUUCCAAUCGAUUUAAGAUUCGCAGACACCACUGGGAUUGAAGUUUUGCCAGGUGACGAUUUGUCGAGUAAUCUGAAGCAAGAAGUGAACAAUGGCCCGUUCAGAGAUGAUAUGUUUUUGAGUUGUAUGGAACUUGGCGCAGAUUGUCAAAAAUUAAAAUUUUUACAGUUUGGUGAGUUCGAAAUUCAAAAUGAAAAUCUAAGAUUUCAAUCAUGACCGUUUUCAGGCUAUCCACUUGGUGUCUCGGAGACUGUCUAUUUGAAAUACAAUGCUGAUCAUGUUCAUUUCGUGUUCUGUCAAGGCACAAGUUUGAAAAGAGUUCAGCAAUUCAUCCAAUGUGGUUUCGAUGUCAAUCCAAUUGCUUAUGAAAGUCAAUCUCUCGAAAUCCUCAAUUUGAAUGAAUGGAUCAGAUAUUUUUGGAAUGAAGUUCAAGAAAGAACUGAAGAGAACAAUAUUGAUCCUGUUAUGAAGAAAUAUUAUGAAGAAUUACCAAAAAUGAUACAAAAUAUUUCGGAAAGAAUCGAUCGAAUGACACUCGUCGAACAUGACAGACAUUUUUUGUUCUCAGACAGCGAAAUAAAUUCCAUUAUUCCAAUCACCAGUCAACACAUUCUUCAUUGUAGUUCACAGCAAAAUAUUGAAUCUAAUGACGGUGAAAAUCAAGUCAACACGUGUGUUUUCUCUGAACAAGGAUGUUUUCAUUCUAAUGGAUUAUCAGACGAUAAAGAUAGCCUUUAUGGAGAAGAAUUGAAAUGCGCCGAAGAAUUGGAUCGCCUUCGAGAAGAAGUUCGAAAUGGAAGAGGUCGAUUUGUUUUGACAGUAUAUCGAGUGAAUAUUGAUGUUAAAAUGGAGGAUGAAAAUUGUGGAACAGUUUUAUUGCCUCAUAUCGAAUUUGAGAAAGAUGAUAAAGGAUUUAAGAUUAGAACAACGCGGUAGGUUUGCAAAAUUAAAACAGAAACAAAUUUAUAUUCACUUUUUAAUAUUGAAUUUUUCAGUAUUGUGCCACGCUAUCCGGAUGACCCAAAGGACAACCCUAUCACAAUGUCCGAAUUGCACGCUUCACCAGGUCAACGAAUCUACACCUUUGAUGAUCACGAAGCCCAAUUGACGAAGUUGAAACCCGGGUUAGCUCAUAUCGAAUUGGACGGCCAAUUCGACACCGGUAUGAGUUUUAUUGUUCAAAUUCUAUUCAUUGGUCACGAUUGA
Molecule: messenger RNA, 2894 nt
Organism: Caenorhabditis angaria
Lineage: Eukaryota; Metazoa; Nematoda; Chromadorea; Rhabditida; Rhabditidae
Source: the annotation of a GenBank genome assembly